This is a messenger RNA of Protopterus annectens (West African lungfish), 1573 nucleotides long. It is a transcript of the gene SMAGP, whose product is annotated as small cell adhesion glycoprotein. The record is from RefSeq and is a predicted model, not a curated record. Bases 279 to 599 code for a protein of 106 amino acids. Lineage: Eukaryota; Metazoa; Chordata; Ceratodontiformes; Protopteridae. The transcript has 4 exons.
CCAUAUAAUCAUGAGUCAUGUGUGUGGGCAGUAUAAAUUAACUCCAGGGUUUGGUUCCCACAACCUCCACUUGCAUAUUGUGUGACACCUGAGCAUGCCUUCGCUCUGCUGCAGGAUGGUCCCUGCAAAAAGCUGGUAUUAAUGAGUCUGUCCUGGUAUUUAUGGCUGAUUCUGCACUACUUUAAGGAUUAACUGAGUGGAAUGCUUGUAUUAUGCUUCACGUCUCUAAGAACUGGUUUAGGAACUGGACACAAGAAGUCCAUUAGAUACUGUACCAUAUGGCUCAGACUGCGACAACCUUCCUCAGCACCACUCUGCCACAUGGCUUGACUGACAAAAUACCAGCAUCAGAUUCAGCUCCUCAGCCUGACCACCUAGAUAAAGCAAUUAUUGGAGGUGCAUUGGCAGUGGUUUUCAUUACGUUGCUGUGUGUUGUGGUGUUGAUUUUUGUCUACUUGUACAAACACAAAGGCAGCUAUACCACAUAUGAAACAGAACAAAGAGGAACAGGAAGUGAAGAAGAAGGGGUCACAGAAACAAUGCAGCUGAAGGAGGAAGAGGAAUCCAUUCAGGAAGCCCAUAAGGAACAUUUUGUUUAACUGUGACAAGUGUAGAGUCAUUCUGCUUGCUCAUUGUAUAGUUUUUUUUAUAAGAAUGGAACCUACACAGGGCAGCAAUAUCUGAAAUAGAACCAAUAUAACCAAAUGACUAAGCCGCUAUGCAUUUCUUUUUUAAGUUAAAUGGUGCAGGUGGAAGUCUUGUUCUUUUAAACAGAAAAAUUAUCAGACAGCUCAUAAUACAGCAUUGUAUUUCAUAAACAUUAGAAUUAAAAAAAAAUAAUUGGAUUACUAAACCUAAAGUGCACUUCAAGGGUGUCAUGUGGAAACAUGGAAGAUGUGCACUUUUAGUCAAAUGUUUGAUGGGGUGCAACUUAGUCGUUGGUUUGAUUAUGUCUCUGCACUGCUGCUUUCUUUUCUUCUCAGUAUGAUGUCCAUAGAAUAUAUACUGGCAGCAUUCUUUAAACAGUAACAUGUACUAUUUCAUGCAAUACUAAAUGUUACUACAGAUAUCCGAGUACCAGGAGGGUGACUCAUGAGACCGUAUAGCUACUUUUGUCAUCAGUAGAAUAGCGCGAAUAAAUGCAGGGUUUUGAUAUUUAGCUGGCACUUAAAUAUCAUUGCCAAUCCUUUUUUACCAUUUUGCUUUUUGAAGGCUGAUAGUGUGAACAAUCUAAUUUAUUUUAUCAAACACAUAUCUUUAGCCUCCACAUUAUUCAGUGUUCCAGUGUCCCUUCUGUAUCCCAAUGUCCCUUUGCUGACUGAAUUAAUACAAUUUUUAAGAUAAAACACUUGUUCUGUUAUGUAAAAAAAAAAGUUCAGUUUAACUGGCAAAUCACCAACAGGGAAAUUAUAACAUAAAUAAUGAAACUAUUAAAAGAAAUGUUUUAAACGUUGUUCUUUGCAAAUUCAGAGCAUGCUUAGGUUUUUAUUUUGUAAAGAUCAUAUUACUGAAUUGCCUUGCGAAUACAAAAAAAAGUCAUGAAAUAAAACUCACUGCCAUUUUGGUAAAUUGA